This is a messenger RNA of Vidua macroura (Pin-tailed whydah), 1127 nucleotides long. It is a transcript of the gene RHEB, whose product is annotated as Ras homolog, mTORC1 binding. Gene Ontology annotation, cellular component: plasma membrane. Gene Ontology annotation, biological process: small GTPase-mediated signal transduction. NCBI's taxonomy places the organism in Eukaryota, Metazoa, Chordata, Aves, Passeriformes, Viduidae. The record is from RefSeq and is a predicted model, not a curated record. Gene Ontology annotation, molecular function: GTP binding; GDP binding; GTPase activity. Bases 131 to 685 code for a protein of 184 amino acids. The transcript has 8 exons.
GGCCGCCGCCGCUCCCCCCGCGCCCCCCGCAUGUCGCUGGCGUCGCGCCCCGCGCCCCCACAGCCGCCCGCCGCCGCCCUCCGCCGCAGCCGCCGCCCUUGAUGUGGUUCGGGGCCGGGCGGGGGAGAAGAUGCCGCCGUCCAAGUCCCGCAAGAUCGCGAUCCUGGGCUACCGGAGCGUGGGAAAAUCUUCACUGACGAUCCAGUUUGUGGAAGGACAGUUUGUUGAUUCAUAUGAUCCAACCAUAGAGAACACUUUUACAAAACUGAUCACAGUGAAUGGCCAAGAAUAUCAUCUUCAGCUGGUUGACACUGCUGGCCAGGAUGAAUACUCCAUAUUUCCUCAGACGUACUCCAUAGACAUCAAUGGCUACAUUCUUGUUUAUUCAGUCACAUCAAUAAAAAGUUUUGAAGUGAUAAAAGUUAUCCAUGGCAAGUUAUUGGAUAUGGUGGGAAAAGUCCAAAUACCCAUUAUGCUGGUUGGAAAUAAAAAAGACCUGCAUAUGGAACGGGUGAUCAGCUAUGAAGAAGGGAAAGCUUUAGCAGAAUCCUGGAAUGCAGCUUUCUUGGAAUCUUCUGCUAAAGAAAAUCAGACUGCCGUUGAUGUUUUUAAGAGGAUAAUUUUGGAGGCAGAAAAAAUCGAUGGGGCAGCUUCACAAGGGAAGUCUUCAUGCUCAGUAAUGUAAUUCCACUGCAGAACCUGAAAACACUGGGAAUACAUUCUACCUGAAGAAGCAAAACUGCCCAUUAUCUUUAAGGAUAAACUAUGCUUCUUUUUUUUGUUUGUUUUUCCUUUUUUUUUUUUUCAAUUUUUUUUUCUUCUGUUAACCUGAAAGAUAAACAGUUGGUUUGGAGCCUUUCCCUUCAGAUUAUGUUAAACUCUGACUCCUGUGCAAAUGGCUUCACUUCCAUCUUCAAAUUUUAAGCAAUCAUAUUUUCAAUUUAUAUAUUGUAUUUCUUAAUAUUAUGACCAAGAAUUUUACUGGCAUUAAUUUUUCAGUGUAGUUUGUUGGUUAGAAUAAUCAUCAAAAUGAUGCAUAUUGUUACACUACUAUUAACUAGGCUUGGAUAUCAGUGUUUCUUUGUGUUAAAUGUAUACUUGUAAAUAAAAUAGCUGCAAACCUUAAA